AUGGAUGAACGAAGAAUUGGUGCAGAAGAACGAGGAAUGGAUAUAGAAGUGGGUGAGGAAAACGGAAGUGUUGGUGAUAAAGUAAGGAAGGUUGGAGAUGAAGUAAGGAAGGUUGGAGACGAAGAAGGAGUGCCUGGCAGCGAAGAGCGAAACCCUGGCGGUGAAGGGAGCAGUCCUGGUGGCGAAAGGCAAAAUCCCGGCGGUGACGACAACGCAGCGGAGGGUGGCGAACAGAGCCAAGAAAUUGUGAUUGAAAGAGCGGGAGAAGAAAUGCAAACGGCUGGAAAAUCGUGGGCAGAUAUUGUUGGUUCGCAGAAUUUAAGUCAAGGAGUUGUUCCGUUACCACAUGCUCGGUUUGGUGCUAGGGUUGCUAGACCCAACUCUGUUGUGUUGCAUACCCAAGCGUUUAAGGAUAUUACCGUGCGUGAGGUCAUGGAUGCAGUGUUAAAAUGUGUGAGACAAGAUACAAUUAAAUGUGUGCAACAAGUUCCUGGACCUCGGUAUCGUUUGACUUUUCGCUCGUUGGAAUAUAAACAAUUAUUUUUAGAUCAACCGUUUUAUUUGCGGGGUGAACGAGUUAUUGCUCAAGAGCUUGAUAUGGCCACGUUACAAGUGAAAGUUUUGUAUGCCCCUAGUGAAAUUUCUAAUCAAACGAUAGCUGCAACGUUGGCGAAGUAUGGCAAAAUAGUGAAGGUGGAUCGGGAAAUGUAUCGUGAUUGGCCUAAUGUCGAAACUGGGGUUCGACUGGCAACAAUGAGUGAAUUAACUGAGGGGAUUCCCCGUCGUCUCUUUAUUGGCCCUUAUCCGAUAGAAACUAGAUAUCGUGGGCAAGUGCCUUUAUGUGGUCGAUGUGGCGAAUAUGGUCAUCGAGUUGCUACAUGUUCGAAUGAUGUAAAGUGUUUCAAGUGUGGUCAAAAUGGUCACAUACAACGUCAAUGUUUCAAGUGUUUUCUAUGUGGACAGUUUGGGCAUGUCAGGGCAAAUUGUCUCGAGAAUCGACGUGACGUGUCCAAUGACAGCGAUGAUGAAACGUCGGAAAGUAAUUUGAGUAACGAUAUUGGUCGUGAUGAAGACCGUAGCGUAGACUCUCGGUCGAAUGAUGAAGAUAUGGACCCUGUGGACUCGACAAGUUGUAAGGAUCCAGGUGACAUCAGAGAUGAAGUCAUGAACAAGAUAUAUAAUGAUGUCAGCCAAUCUUACUCAGCAGAACAAGGAUCUGUUCAAACCGUCGAGAACAACAAAAGAAAAGCAGAAGAGGACGUUUCCAUACCUGACGAAGGUGUUAAGGUUCCUGGAGACUCCACUGACCAACGUGUCAGUGACAUGGGCAGCUCACCUGAAGAACGGACAAAAAAGACCAAUAAGGAGAAAAAGAAGAAGAGGAAAAAACAUAAUAAACCUUAA
This is a messenger RNA of Paramuricea clavata, 1404 nucleotides long. NCBI's taxonomy places the organism in Eukaryota, Metazoa, Cnidaria, Anthozoa, Malacalcyonacea, Plexauridae. The record is from the annotation of a GenBank genome assembly.